Messenger RNA from Nasonia vitripennis (jewel wasp), 1635 nucleotides. Its product is annotated as 15-hydroxyprostaglandin dehydrogenase [NAD(+)]. Gene Ontology annotation, molecular function: oxidoreductase activity, acting on the CH-OH group of donors, NAD or NADP as acceptor. Bases 547 to 1464 code for a protein of 305 amino acids. The transcript has 8 exons. Gene Ontology annotation, cellular component: cytoplasm. NCBI's taxonomy places the organism in Eukaryota, Metazoa, Arthropoda, Insecta, Hymenoptera, Pteromalidae. The record is from RefSeq and is a predicted model, not a curated record.
CUACGAACUAUACGUUUGUCAAAAAUUUGAAUUAUAAGCGGAAAUAUUUCAUCGCGUAAUUCAAUCAUUUCUGCGACUGCCAUCAGGCAAAAAGUCAUAUAAGUCCACUUUUCAUGUUCUCGGAAAAAAAUAUGUACGUGAGAUCGGAGCGAACGCGGCAAUUAAAGUGAACGACGAGAGAGGAGCAGUGGCUGCGACGGAUGAAAAGGACAACGCAUGUCGCCGAUUCGUGAGUGAGAGAUGCGAGGAGACGACGAGCAACGUUGGCGCAGCAGCAGCAGGUGGCGGAGCCCUUCCUGGGCUCUACCUACGUGAGCGUCUGAUGCAGCAGGACCAGCGUGAUGGCAGCUCGCCCGCACGAACGCCAGGAACAAAAAGUACAGCAUCUCGCGUUCGUAGUGACAAACGCCGCCCGAGUCAAGGGCUCUGACGACGGGGCAUUGGGAGUCACUACGGGGUUUGCAGUCAAGUGUUAUCUUGGUUGGCGCGUGAAGCGAGCGGGCCGUCGGGCCGCGACGCGUUGACCAACCAGCGCGCGCGCGCGGUAUGGCGGCUAGGGAAAGCAGAGUGGCGGCAGCGAGCCGGCACUCGCUUGCCCCGACUGCUCCCGAACGGACGUGGCUCAACUUCAACUUCACCCGGUGUUCCAGAUACUUAGAAGGAUUUAAGAUGACUGAAAUCUCACGUGAAAUCAGAGAAGUGAAAGACAAAGUUGUUGUCAUCACUGGUGGUACGAGUGGAAUAGGUCUCAGCAUUGCAAAGCAUAUGUUGAAGAAUGGAGCCAAGUACGUAGCUUUGUUCGAAUUGGAUCAUGAAAAUUCCAGAAUUGUUUUCGACGAAUUGCACAAGCAGUAUCACGAUAGAAUCGGAUUUUAUCCUUGCGAUGUCACGAAAACUGACUUAAUUUACAAUAACUUCGAUAAGGUUAUGGAAUCGCACAAAACGAUAGACAUUCUGAUAAACAAUGCUGGAAUCGCAGAUGAUAAUAAGCCUGAACUCUCAGUUGACAUAAAUCUGAAAGCUCUUGUUGUUGCAAGCUACAAGUUCAUAGCUCGUAUAGGAAAGCACAAAGGUGGAAAAGGUGGUGUAAUCGUAAAUAUAGCAUCAAUCGCGGGCAUAGUCAGCGGAUUCUUGCCCGUUUAUUGCGCUACGAAACACGGAGUUGUCGGUUUCACUCGUACUUUGCAGAUGUCAUAUGGUCUUACGGGGGUAAGAGUCUUGGCUAUCUGUCCAAGCUUUACGAAUACUCCUAUUGUAAAACUGACUUUAAAUGACGAUCUAAAAUUUUUGGAACCAGUUCUCAGAUUCAUGUCAGAUGUUUACUUUCAGUCACCUGACAGUGUAGCUAAAGCAGUUAUCGAUGCUAUCAAAUCGAGCGACGGUGAUGCAUCGGUCUGGGCAGUAAAAAGAGACGAACCAGCUUUUCCAAUCGCAGAAAAAGAAGAUUACAAUGAUUACAUUUGAAUUUGUGAUUAUUUUUGGUCGGAAUCCAUCAGAGAUUUUAUUCGAGAGAAAAAGUAAUAUUAUAUACUGUUUUGAAGUAUGAUUUUCAUCUAACUGUCUCUUGUCGAUACGAAAAAUUGUAACAAAAACUUAUGAAUAUGAUUAUAAAAGUUAAAGAAGCUUUAACCUCGA